GCGUAUGCAUGGUCGGCAAGGCGAGUGCAGAGCCUCAAAGAGCCCUUGCGCGGACCAGGGCCUACCAACUGGUCUGUCAAGUUCUUGCUAGUCACAUCCGCACAGGGGCAGCAUGAGUAGAAAACAUGUGAACAGGCCCAGGCAAUAGGCCUAAAAACGAUUUACAGAAACCGUUGCCUUUAAAGAAGGGUCUAGAAACAAGGGUCCAGAAAAGGUGCUAAAGGAAACAAAGGUGUGAGAAAAAACAGGCCUUAAAAACAAUAGCAAAAGGCAUCCGGCAUAUGGAAACAUACAUGGCAAAUAUAAACACUAGUUUCGACGUGAUGAUUGUCGAGUUGACCAGGGCCGCCUGACCUUUGAUGUCUCGGACCUGCCGGAGCCAUUCCAAGGCCGCUGGUUGGAGUCCAAGGGGGUGACAUCUUGGGAGCUCAUAUCUCUGAAUGCCCAGAAGCAGAAGGCGGAGGCCGCUGCGCAGAACGCUCGGGCAGCAGGCUUCACGAUGCCAUCACCAGAGGAAGGGAAGCUCAAGCAGCCAAGACAAGCCGAGAUGAGUUCCAAUUCAACAUUUUUUGCACGACGGAGGACGAGCAAGAAGCAGGGUGUGGACGGCCUUUGCUCGCCUUGCGAAGAUCCAGACCUCUGUGUCGCUUAUGCACUUUGUCCAUUUUGUCGUCAGGCAGACACUUGGCACACCUUGGGCGUGCCACAGUGGCAGACCUACUGGAAGGUCCUUGCCGCUUACGUUCUUUGCCCAUGGUGCUUCCCUUGCCUAAACUUCUAUGGGCGCUACCGCAUCCGGCAAGCGUUUGGUAUCCCGCUGGAGCCACACCGAGACUGCUGUGUUCAUUGCCUUUGCUGUUGCUGUUGUACACCUUGUGCACAUUUGCAGGAAGCUCGCCUUGUAGAUGCACCAGUUUUGUACUACCGCUGCAAGCACAAACUGGCAUUCUUCCACAUUCGUGAAGCUCAAUUGAAAGCCGAGAAAGCGGCUGCCGAGCUGGCUGAGCUGUAGAGAUAGAGGUAGAGGUAGAGGGCGAUAUGAGCAAAGAACACAAAGCAUGACCGCUCAAGCCGAACCAGAGGCAGCAGGCAGAGG
Durusdinium trenchii is the source of this 1096-nucleotide messenger RNA. NCBI's taxonomy places the organism in Eukaryota, Dinophyceae, Suessiales, Symbiodiniaceae. The record is from the annotation of a GenBank genome assembly.